Messenger RNA from Ricinus communis (castor bean), 822 nucleotides. Its product is annotated as photosynthetic NDH subunit of lumenal location 3, chloroplastic. The record is from RefSeq and is a predicted model, not a curated record. Lineage: Eukaryota; Viridiplantae; Streptophyta; Magnoliopsida; Malpighiales; Euphorbiaceae. Gene Ontology annotation, biological process: photosynthetic electron transport chain; photosynthesis. The transcript has 3 exons. Gene Ontology annotation, cellular component: extrinsic component of membrane; photosystem II oxygen evolving complex; chloroplast. Bases 54 to 728 code for a protein of 224 amino acids. Gene Ontology annotation, molecular function: calcium ion binding.
AUGGAUAUAACUGAAAGUCCUGACACUUGCACUCUUCACUCAAUUGUUAUUCAAUGGCUCAUUUAGCAAACUUAAAUGGUAUCAGUGAAAAUUGUCCUGCAAUACCGAAGAUCACCAACAAGCAAAGGACCAAAAGAAGAGCAAAUAUAAUAGGACUGUUAGGCAAGAAACAAGUUAACUAUGAAGAACAUCCAUUGCAGACUACAAGAAGACUAGCAUUAGGCCUUGCUUCAGUAGCUCUUAUUGGAAAUUCUGGUAAUGGAGUCUCUCAUGCUGAGGAUAACGGCUUCUGGCAGCUUGAUUUCCCUUUGAUUGUGCCUUCUGUUGACAAUAAGCUUGCAAAUGAGAAAACGGGUACUCGUUCAUUUCUCAAGAAAGGGAUCUACAUGGCGGAUAUUGGUGUUAAAGGGAGCAUGUACAGGAUAAGGAAGUGUGGUUUUGAUCUUUUGGCUCUGGAGGAUUUGAUAGGACCAGACACUCUAAACUAUGUGAGGAAGUAUUUGAGACUCAAGUCCACCUUCAUGUACUAUGAUUUCGACAAAGUUAUCUCUGCAGCUCCUGUCAGUGAUAAGCAAUCUCUUACUGAUUUAGCUAACAAAUUGUUUGACAACUUUGAGGAGCUUGAAGAUGCUUCAAGAAGGAAAAACCUGCCUGAGACAGAAUUAAGUUAUCAAGGCACAAAAGUAAUUCUUCAAGAGGUCAUGGACCGAAUGCCAGAUAUGAUCUGAAGGAUUUAUCUAUUGUCAACAUCAUUGGUUAAGUCAUUACAGUUACUCUCAUUUGCUCUUGAAAUGUAUUUUGGCCUUAAAAUCUGUUUUUACA